Fimicolochytrium jonesii is the source of this 4565-nucleotide messenger RNA. RefSeq lists its product as uncharacterized. NCBI's taxonomy places the organism in Eukaryota, Fungi, Chytridiomycota, Chytridiomycetes, Spizellomycetales, Powellomycetaceae. Gene Ontology annotation, biological process: cAMP biosynthetic process; intracellular signal transduction. The transcript is spliced from 4 exons. The coding region runs from base 281 to 4510 and encodes 1409 amino acids. The record is from RefSeq and is a predicted model, not a curated record.
CCGCGUAAUAUCCCCCACUGCUGCAUGUUGUAGAAAGUAACACACACGUACCGAGGCAGUCCCCUAGAACAACGUGGUGCAUGCCGUAUUCCGCUGCCAGACGAAUGCGCUGCUAAUUAUCAAGGUCGAGUUUCUGACCUACAGUCACUUGUUCUCCUUGCUGCUGCAAACUACCUUUUUUCGCUGCAUGCUGUGGGGUCGAUGCUGAUGUGCCGUGAAGAAGUUUCCUGAAAAGUCCUCAAUCGCAAAAGCCGGCAGCGCAUUCUCUCCGCCGUUCCUCAUGACGCAGAUCGAGCCUCUGGGGCUCGCGAUUCCUUUUGCUGAACGUUCGACGCCCAAUCAGUCUUCGGCGCUACAUGAUGUUUUGUGUCGUCAUGAGUUGGACCGCAAUAUGCGCAGGACAUCUUCUGCUGGCGAUAUUCCGAGAACUUGGAAGGGGAAUCUUGGCGCUGCAUCGCACGACAUCCUCAACAUGCGCCGGGGAAGCGCAGCGUCUACUGGAACUACAGGCACUUCGAGAACGGGGACUAGUAGUCUAUAUAGCACGAAAGACAGCGACCCGACGGAAGUGGCAUCGCAUCUCGCGAUGAAACAUAGCGCUCUCAUGAAUGGCGUUUUUCCGUCUGCGACGAUAAAACCUUCCUCGCCUGCCACAGCAGAAUAUGAGGAAACCUCGACACCAUCUCCUUCAAAUCGCAGCCCCGCGACGAGUCCACCGACCCCCAAAGCGUCCUAUACUCCAGGGAAGAAACCUUUACGUUCAGUUCUACGAAGGCCAUCGUCACCAACUGCAUACUCAAAUCCCAUAAACUCGACAUGUCCGCCAGAUGGCGCAUUCAUUCCCGGCUUGCACACCUCCGUUAUCGAUCAUAAUUACUCCUUCCCCGCAGCGCCAAGAAGUGUGCCAAAUCUUCGCAACACAGGCGGCACACCACCGGCGCCCGCAGAAUCGAGCAGCUCCCGCGAAACAGCCAUCGGAUCCUCAAAGCAAAAGCUUCGCAAGGCUAGUGCCCCAGAGACGAGGGAACGGGAUCUUGUUGCGGUGGAUGACAGGAUGAAGGGUCGUCCAAGGAGUGCAGGCGCUCGACGAUCCAUCGAUGAGGAAAUCGACGUGGAACCAAGGGUUUCUUUCAGCGUAGAGGCGGGGCUUUCCACAUCCAGCGGUGCUGAUUCUAAUGUUUCUGAAGGACAUUUGAGAGCGUUCUCGGCAUUUAUGGGCCAAACACGAAAGCAUAGUGGUGGAGAUGCAGCACCUGAGCAGAUGACAGCGGAGGAAGUACGGGGAAUGCGUAUUUUUCUGGAGCAGUGCCACAAACGGCGCGGAUACAAGGGGGGAAACACCAACUCUAUAGGAUCCGACGACGACAUCCAACACCGGCAAUAUAGCUCCCCGCCAACAAAGCCUAGUUCAAAAGAAAAGCCGAGAGAAUCGGAAAGGACAGACCACGGGGAAGGUCCGUCUUUGCCCAAGCGCAAGAGAGCGAAAUCGUCGAGCGCCACUUACACUACCACCAAACAAACCCAUAUAUCAAACAUGAGCAUCUUCAAGCCGCCCUCGGGUUCUGGCUCACCAAAUGACGCAUUUGCAGUGACUGUUGUUGCGGAGCAUCUGAACAGCAGCGCACGCAGCAACGCUGAAGACGGUGAAAGAAGUACCCGUGCGAUAUCGAAUGCAUCGCACGACUCUGAGGAUAUGGACGAACCGCAGAUAAUCACGCCUCCGCGAAAAUCGAGCAGCUCGAUCAAAUACCGAAAGCUUUAUUUGAAUACAGCUAUGUUAGAUCCAGAGGUCGUUGAUAGUGCUGCCACUGUCGCCGAAUUGCAAUCAACAUGGAGACCAGGUCGAGGUCGGUCUCCAUCCAAUUCGCAUACCUCGAAUGGGUCAAGCGGCAGUCGGCGGCCCUCCGACGCUUCCGCAAAGAAUGUUCGUUCACCUUGGCUGAAAUCAGUGAGGCUGCCACCGCGGUGGCUGUCAUUACGGAAUGCUAUGGCAUUCACCAACGUACUCAUUAUUACGGUCGCAAUCGUCAUCAUCUCCGCUGUCAGCUUCGUGCUGAGCAAGGAUACUGCACAGAAAGCGCUCGACACUCUCGGGACCGUUACGCUGAAAUCCAUGGCUCUAGCGGUCGCUGGCGUUUUUGGGCGAGCCGAAGAGAAGAAUGUGGACACGGCCACAGCGGUAUCCUUGUGGGGGAUGAGACCGGAUUCGCUUGUGUGUACCGCGUUUUUCUGGGCAUCAAUACGCGGACAAUCUCGGUGGAGCGGGGAUCAGUUUUAUCUGGUGGACACCAAAGGUGCAUUCUGCGGGGUCCUCGUGUCAUCCGUCGAAGAUUUCGAAACCUUCACGAUGAUAGGAUUGGAUGACAACGCCCCAACUCCCUUCAUACUCCGGCAGGCAAAUGGGACAGCCCCUGCGCCUCGCUACUCGUAUCAGAUCGGAACAGAUGCAAACAAGUACUGCCCGAAUCUCGUAACCACGGCAUGCGUAGAAAAAGCGCUAGACACCGUAAAUCGCACCGCGGACUUGUAUGACCCCACUCAGAGACCGUUUUACCGCAUGGCGAUGGAAAGCGAUCAACCUAGUUGGACGGGAGUGUACAACCUGGGAUCUGGGGAUGGAUACGGAAUCACGAAUGUCCUCCCAGUCAGGCAGAGAAACGUGCCGUCGGGGGGAGGACAGCUACCAGCAGACCCAGACACUCUUUUGAACAUCGUCGCUGUAGAUAUGCAUCUGGAGUCGAUAUCAGCAUACUUGAGUCAAUGGCUUUCGGCAUUGUUACGCAGUUUCGACCCACAGCAUAGCGACCUCCUUUAUGAUGGUUCCGAUUAUACCCAACAAACCCUACAAUAUCUGAUUGCCGAAAUCAACACAGAAUCAAUUUUGGCGUCCUCGUGUCCCGGACUUACUGGUACCACGCCAGACGAUCCCCCGGCUCUGUUUUCAUCACUCACAGGAAAUCCGUGUCUCGGAAAUGUCGCACAUACCGUUGGACUACUGUCAGCUCUCCCCACGUCAAACGUUCUUGACGAGCAGGGCUUAUCCAUUCUAUCGACCCCCAUACGGUUGUGGUCCGAGUCGACGCUAACCAUCGCUGCCCGAUUCACGCCACGAUCCGGUAUUCAAUGGGCCAUUGUGAUUGUAAUACCGGGCGUCUAUUUCAACAUCAAACUCGGCCAAAUGUACACACUUACGAUACCGCUGACCGCCGCGCUAGUACUUGUUGCUGCCGCUUUGAGUAGCUUUCUGAUAACACGUGCCAUCGGUCUACCUCUGAAACGAGCGGCCGAGAAGAUGAUGAGAAUAGCAGAUCUCAAUUUUGACGAAGACAUGGUCGAUCAGGAAAGCUCGAGCGACGAUGACGAGCCCGAGGAGGUUCGCUCCGGCAGACGGUGGAGUUUCCCAAGUCUAGGUCGAUUCUCGCGGUCACCGUCGAGCGUCGACAACGCCGCUGAAGAAGAUCCCGACUCGACUACCGUUGCGCGAAGAUCCUUCUUCCUGCCACCAACAAUGGGAGGUUCAAAAAACAAGCGUGGCAAGCGGCGCGGGUCCGUGGCUUCCAACAAAAGCCCAAACUCGCGGCAAUUCAUGCUGAAGGAGAUCCAGCUAUUGAACACCGCCAUGGACGCGAUGACUUCGGGCCUCAAAAGUUUCAGCAAAUACGUGCCACUCGACGUCGUUGCUCUCCUUGUAAAAAUGAAGCGCGAAGCCGUUUUAGGAGUUGACGAAAUGAGUCUGAGUAUAUUUUUCUCGGAUAUUGCAAACUUUACAACGAUUGCGGAGAGUAUGAGCCCCCAACAGCUUGUGCUUGUGAUGAGUGAAUACUUGAGUGAGAUGUCCAGCAUCAUUCUUGAGAGCCAAGGCAUCGUGGACAAGUUUAUUGGAGAUGCCGUGAUGGCAUUCUGGAAUGCGCCAUUAUACCUGGAAGAGCAUGCCAUAGUAGCUUGCGAUGCUGCACUGAAAUCACAAGAGCGCUUAAGCGAAAUGAGAGCAGAUUGGCUGGAGAAAGGAUAUCCAGAGAUACGCGCUCGAAUCGGUUUAAACACCGGUCCUGCGCUGGUGGGAAAUCUAGGCUCGCCGACUCGUCUCAACUACACAUGCCUCGGCGAUACCGUAAAUCUCGCAUCUCGACUGGAAGAACUCAACAAACGAUAUCAUACGUCCAUCAUCGUCUCCGACGCGGUUCGUGAUCAAGUACACGAAUACUUCGUCCUACGACCUUUGGAUUACGUUGCCGUGAAGGGGAAGACGGUGGCAAAAAAGUGCUUCGAACUUGUUGAUUCCAUUGAGGGAUGUGAUCCGGCGGUCUCGCGGCGAAUGGUACUGUACGAAAAGGCAUUCGAUUAUUACUGCCAAGGGGAAUUCGAACAAGCAAAACAUCUCUUCGAGUCAUAUUUAGUCGACGUACCAUGGGAUGUUCCAGCAACCAUGCACCUAGAGCAGUGCAUGCGGUUGGAAGAGGAAGGUGUGCCAUCGAAUUGGAGUCCGGUGGUGGUUUUGGAUGAAAAAUAACGUCGGACAUAUUUGCAUUUGCAAUUUUUUGGGACUUUGACUGGCUGUACAUAAC